AAAUCCACAUUUCAAAGCCACUGGACCCUCGUUUAAUUAGCCAAGAUUAGCAAAGCUGUACCAUGUCGGAUCCUGAACGACAACACAACGGUGCACCACAUCGACAUGUCUUGUACUUGGAUGCUGCAACAAAUAACAGAGCACAAACUGCAUUCUCAUUCUUCAUCACAUCGGUCCAGCUUCAUGGCUUACCGUCAAGGGUUAGGGCAGAUCAGGGAGUAGAAAACCUGGAUAUUGCACAUUUCAUGUUUGCCACACGAGGAACAGGAAGAUCGAGCUUCAUCUCUGGAAAAAGUACCAUGACAUUCUUCACUCUCUGGAAGAGGAUGGUCUACUUGACAUAUCUGAUGCCACUCUUCUCUUUGGUGUGCACUACGUCUUUGUCCCUCGACUCCGGGCAGAUCUUGAUACCUUUAUUGAAGGAUGGAAUAAUCAUUCUCUGUGGACAGAGUGAGGUCUCACCCCUGAACAGCUGUGGUUCAUGGGACGUCUACAAGAUCUGGACGAGGGGGAGAGACUCAAGGACCUUCAGGACCCAGGCAUUGACUGGCAGAGUGCUGUGCUGCAGGAAGACUCUCAUGGCACAGUUGUGGUUCCUGAAUUUGAGUGCCCACUGGAUGAUGAAGCCCUGGAAGAACUUCAGAGAACUAUCAACCCUCUGGAGCACUCAGAGUCACAUGGUCGUCACUUAUACAUCAGGUUCUUGCAACAGGUGUCCAACCAAUAGACAUUUGGACAAGAACUUGAAAGUCAACAAAUAUUCCAGCACAGUGACAAAAAUGAUUGAAGCUUUUCUAACUAAUAAAAGCAAGAGAACCCUGUAUAAAAGGGAAUGUGUAUGACUGAAGAGAAAGUCAAACACUGAGCUAACAGGAACAAUUGUUUUGCUUUUUUCAUUAGCUAUGAACAUAUUCUAUCAGUUAAUGUUUAGAAAUAGCUUCUCAUUUUUUGUUUCAGAUUACCAGAGGGCUGUUUCUGUUAAACUCUGUGGAAGCCACCACCAUAUCUAACUGCUUCACUCAUAAGUCUUCUGAAUUCAGUGUAAGUGUUGAGAUGCUGCACUGGAAAAGUUACUGUACGAGUGCAUGCACUCACAGUUUGGUAACAAAUGGAGUGAUCUCCAAGUGGCUCCCUGCAGUCGUGGUCAAACAUGAAUAUUAUUUUGAAAUGUCUCUUUUCAUCAGGGAGGAUGGGAAUGUGGGCUUUCCUGGUCAACCACUGGAGCACAUGCUGAACUCCAAG
Messenger RNA from Acanthochromis polyacanthus (spiny chromis), 1242 nucleotides. RefSeq lists its product as uncharacterized. Bases 63 to 842 code for a protein of 259 amino acids. The transcript has 4 exons. The record is from RefSeq and is a predicted model, not a curated record. NCBI's taxonomy places the organism in Eukaryota, Metazoa, Chordata, Actinopteri, Pomacentridae.